Pseudophryne corroboree (corroboree frog) is the source of this 8565-nucleotide messenger RNA. RefSeq names its product sodium channel protein type 2 subunit alpha-like. The transcript is spliced from 27 exons. Bases 239 to 6160 code for a protein of 1973 amino acids. Gene Ontology annotation, molecular function: voltage-gated sodium channel activity. Gene Ontology annotation, biological process: sodium ion transmembrane transport; neuronal action potential; membrane depolarization during action potential. Lineage: Eukaryota; Metazoa; Chordata; Amphibia; Anura; Myobatrachidae. The record is from RefSeq and is a predicted model, not a curated record. Gene Ontology annotation, cellular component: plasma membrane; axon; voltage-gated sodium channel complex.
GGAAGCAACAGUACAGGAGAUGGAGAACAUUAAGAAGGGGUUUAUGUUCUGUUUUGCAAGCAGUGUGAAAUGAAUGUCGCAGCUUUGUGCUUUCUGUGCCUCAAAGCAAAAAAAACUGCAUUGGCAAGAACACUAGGACUUUACCUAUAUACCCUGUGCUAUGAUAUCUCAUUUUCUCCUCCUCAGGGUUUUGCCAUGCUUGAAGCUAGAUGGUAAAUAAAAAGAGCAGGAUGAAAAGAUGGAGCAGCAGCGACUUGUACCACCCGGACCUGACAGCUUCCGAUAUUUUACAAGGGAAUCAAGUCGAGCAAUUGAGAAACGUAUUUUUGAGGAAAAAUAUGGACAGUUCAAGCAAGAGGACCAAGAAUGUGCUCCAAAACCAAAUAGUGACUUGGAAGCUGGCAAAACACUGCCAUUUAUAUACGGUGAAAUCCCACCAGGAAUGGUAUCAGAACCCUUGGAGGAUCUCGACCCAUAUUAUGCUAACCAGAAGACCUUUAUAGUAUUGAACAGAGGGAAGGCAAUCUUCCGCUUCAGUGCCACAUCUGCCUUGUACAUGUUAACUCCUUUCAACCCUCUCCGUCAAGCAGCUAUAAAGAUAUUGGUGCACUCAUUAUUCAACAUGCUCAUAAUGUUCACUAUUCUCACCAACUGUGUGUUUAUGACCAUGAGUAAUCCCCCGGAAUGGACCAAGAACGUAGAAUACACAUUCACAGGGAUUUAUACACUAGAAUCAUUGAUUAAAAUCCUAGCAAGGGGAUUCUGUGUUGGAAAAUUUACGUUUCUGCGCGAUCCCUGGAAUUGGCUUGACUUCAGUGUCAUCUUGCUGGCGUAUGUAACAGAAUUUGUAAACCUAGGCAAUGUUUCAGCUCUUCGAACUUUCAGAGUACUGAGAGCUUUGAAAACUAUUUCUGUAAUCCCAGGCCUGAAGACCAUCGUGGGAGCUCUGAUUCAGGCGGUGAAGAAACUUUCAGACGUGAUGAUUCUCACAGUCUUCUGUCUCAGCGUGUUUGCACUAAUAGGACUGCAGCUGUUCAUGGGGCACUUGAGAAAUAAGUGCAUAGUCCUGCCGCAGGAUUUACCUCUUAAUAUGAGCCUUGAAGAAUAUGCCAAGAAUGAAAGUGUGCUUUAUAGAACUGAAGGUCAAAAGGAUCCUUGGCUUUGUGGUAAUAGCUCAGACGCUGGUCAAUGCCCAGAAGGGUACACAUGUAAGAAAGUUGGAAGGAACCCAGAUUAUGGAUACACAAGCUUUGACACAUUUAGUUGGGCUUUUUUAACACUGUUCCGACUGAUGACUCAGGACUACUGGGAAAACCUAUACAUGAAGACCCUCCGUGCUGCUGGUAAAACCUACAUGAUCUUCUUCGUUCUGGUGAUCUUUUUGGGCUCAUUCUAUUUGGUAAAUCUUAUCCUGGCUGUGGUCGCCAUGGCUUAUGAAGAACAGAAUCAGGCAACCUUAGAAGAAGCAGAACAGAAAGCUGCUGAAUUUCAGAAAAUGAUGGAACAGUUGAAAAAGCAACAGGGGGAAGCUCAGGCUGUAGCAGCGGCAGCCACAGAUGCUUGGGCUGAGUCACAAGAAAUAAGCGAAGAAGGUGAACCUGACGAUCCAUCUGAGAGCUCAUCUACAGUCUCAAGGCUGAGUUCUAAGAGUGCCAAAGAGCGGAAGAACUGGAAAAAGCAAAGACAACAGGUAGAGCAUUGUGAUGGAGAUGAGAAAAGGGAUGAGGAGAAAUAUUAUAUAUCUGGAUCUGAAGAGUGUUUAAAGAGAAAAGGGUUCCAUUCUACCAGGGAAGGGAAUCAGCUAGAGUACAACAAGUCGCAGAUGAGUAUCCUCGGCCCUAUGUUUUCCCCUGGGCUCAACAGCAGAGCCAGCAUUUUUAGCUUCAAAGAUCAUGCCAAGGAUGUAGGGUCAGAGAAUGAUUUUGCUGACGAUGAACAUAGUACUUUUGAAGAUAACGACAGUAGAAGGGAUUCUCUGUUUGUGCCUGGAAGACAAGGACAGCGGCGAAAUAGCAACGUUAGCCAGACAAGUCGAUCAUCCAGGAUUCUGCCAUUACUUUCCAUGAAUGGUAAAAUGCACAGUACUGUGGACUGUAAUGGAGUAGUCUCCUUGGUCAGUGGGUCAUGUGCGCCUGCUGGACUCUUACCAGAGGGCACUACUACAGAGACAGAAGCAAACAGAAGAAGACUAAGUUCAUACAAAAUCUCCAUGGAUAUGCUGGAAGAUCCAACUGUGAGACAAAGAGCUUUAAGCAUUGCUACUAUCCUAACAAAUACAAUGGAAGAACUUGAAGAGUCAAGACAACAGAAGUGCCCUCCAUGCUGGUAUAAAUUUGCUAAGUGUUUUCUAAUCUGGGACUGCAGUGAUCUCUGGCUGAGAAUUAAAGACAUUGUAAAACUGAUUGUGAUGGACCCAUUUGUAGACCUGGCAAUUACCAUCUGCAUUGUUCUAAACACUAUUUUCAUGGCCAUGGAGCAUGCCCACAUGACUAAGGAUUUCAUUAAUGUGCUUUCUGUCGGAAAUCUGGUUUUUACCGGAAUCUUUACAGCAGAAAUGUUUUUUAAGCUGAUCGCGUUGCAUCCAUAUUAUUAUUUCCAGGAAGGCUGGAAUAUCUUUGAUGGAAUUAUUGUGAGUCUUAGUUUAAUGGAACUUGGGCUUUCCACAACAGGAGGAUUCACUGUUCUUCGAUCCUUUAGAUUGCUCCGUGUCUUCAAGUUGGCAAAAUCAUGGCCAACACUCAAUAUGCUGAUCAAAAUCAUUGGUAAUUCCGUGGGAGCAUUGGGAAACUUGACCUUGGUGUUGGCCAUCAUCGUGUUUAUCUUUGCUGUGGUCGGCAUGCAGCUAUUUGGCAAAAGCUACAAGGAAUGUGUCUGCAAAAUUUCUGAUGACUGCGAACUUCCCCGCUGGCACAUGAAUGACUUCUUCCAUUCAUUCCUGAUUGUUUUCCGAGUGCUAUGUGGAGAAUGGAUUGAGACCAUGUGGGACUGUAUGGAGGUGGCCGGACAAUCUAUGUGCCUCUUGGUGUUCAUGUUAGUCAUGGUCAUUGGAAAUCUAGUGGUGCUUAAUUUGUUCUUGGCCUUGCUCUUGAGCUCAUUUAGCUCUGACAAUCUCUCUGCUACGGAUGACGACAGUGAACUGAAUAAUCUUCAGAUUGCAGUUGGCAGGAUCCAAAGGGGAGUGGCUUACAUUAAGAAAUGCUUGCAUGAUUUUUUCCAAAAAUUGUUUCGGAGAACUAAAAACGAUGUAGAUGAUAGGAAGCAGCUGGAAGAGCUGAAACUUACACGCAAUAAUGGUGUCUUUAGCAAUGUUGUGGUGGAAAACAUCAAGGAACAAGGGUAUCCUCAAGAGUUAAGUGGGACAACAAGUGGAAUAGGCAGCAGUGUGGAGAAAUAUGGAGGUGAUGAGAGAGAUUAUAUGGCUGUUGGCAACAAGCAGUGCCUCACUGUAGCCGUGCCGAUUGCUGCUGGAGAGUCGGACUUUGAGAACCCAAAUACUGAAGACAUCAGCAGUGAGUCAGACCUAGAGGAAGGUAAAGAGAAGGUGAAACUUUCCAGUUCAUCUGAGGGUAGCACAAUAGACAUCAGACCACCAGGAAUUGAAGGAGAAGACGAAUUCUUGGGCUAUGACUAUGAAGGAGCUCUUGAUCCAGAGCCAUGCUUUACGGAUGGUUGUGUGAGGAAAUUUGCCUGCUGCCAAAUAAGCAUUGAGGAGGGAAGAGGGAAAACCUGGUGGAAUCUCCGAAAAACCUGCUUUCUUAUUGUUGAGCACAGCUGGUUUGAAUCGUUUAUAAUCCUUAUGAUCCUACUUAGCAGUGGUGCCCUGGCAUUUGAAGAUAUUUAUAUUGAAAAGCAUAAAACCAUCAAAACAGUGUUGGAAUACGCCGACAAGGUCUUCACUUACGUCUUUAUCGCUGAAAUGCUUUUGAAGUGGGUGGCAUAUGGAUUUGCAACAUAUUUCACUAACGCCUGGUGCUGGCUGGAUUUUCUGAUAGUAGAUAUUUCUUUGAUUAGCCUUGUAGCCAAUGCUCUGGGCUAUUCAGAAUUAGGAGCAAUUAAAUCGCUUAGAACACUGAGAGCACUAAGACCCCUGAGAGCACUGUCACGGUUUGAAGGGAUGAGGGUGGUUGUGAAUGCGUUGAUUGGAGCCAUUCCCUCCAUUAUGAACGUGCUGCUUGUUUGCCUUAUAUUCUGGUUAAUUUUCAGCAUAAUGGGAGUGAACCUUUUUGCGGGAAAGUAUUAUCAUUGCAUUAAUACUACGACUGGUGCAAUGUUCCUUGUUACUGAAGUCAAUAACCGCUCAGAAUGCCUUCAGCUGAUUAAUUCAAGCAAGAGUGCGCGGUGGCAGAAUGUGAAAGUCAAUUUUGAUAACGUUGGAGCAGGAUAUCUUGCUUUACUUCAAGUGGCUACGUUUAAAGGAUGGACGCCUAUUAUGUAUGCUGCUGUUGAUUCAAGAGAUACAGAUGACCAACCCAAAUAUGAGGAGAACCGCUACAUGUAUAUAUACUUUGUAAUCUUUAUAAUAUUUGGGUCCUUCUUUACCCUCAACCUCUUCAUUGGUGUUAUUAUAGACAACUUCAAUCAGCAAAAAAAGAAGUUAGGUGGGCAAGAUAUCUUUAUGACAGAGGAACAGAAGAAAUAUUACAAUGCAAUGAAGAAACUUGGAUCCAAAAAACCUCAGAAACCAAUCCCACGACCUGCGAAUGCUUUCCAGGGUAUGAUAUUUGACAUUGUCACAAAGCAAGCAUUUGACAUCACCAUCAUGUGUCUCAUAUUCCUAAACAUGGUAACGAUGAUGAUUGAAACCGAUGACCAGAGCCAAGAAAUGGAAACCAGAUUGUACUGGAUCAAUGUGGUCUUCAUUAUCCUUUUCACCGGGGAAUUCCUUCUCAAGCUCAUUUCUUUGCGCUUUUAUUACUUUACAGUUGGAUGGAACAUAUUUGAUUUGGUUGUGGUGAUACUUUCCAUUGUAGGUAUGUUUCUGGCAGACAUAAUAGAAAAUUAUUUUGUUUCUCCAACACUAUUCAGAGUUAUAAGACUUGCUAGGAUUGGGAGAAUCUUGCGUCUCAUUAAAGGAGCAAAGGGAAUUCGUACGCUUCUCUUUGCCUUGAUGAUGUCACUUCCUGCCCUAUUCAAUAUUGGUCUUUUACUCUUCUUAGUGAUGUUCAUUUACGCUAUUUUUGGAAUGUCCAACUUUGCCUACGUCAAGAAAGAAGUUGGAAUUGAUGAUAUGUUCAAUUUUGAAACCUUUGGCAACAGUAUGAUUUGCUUGUUCAUGAUCACAACAUCAGCAGGAUGGGAUCUUUUGUUAGCACCAAUUCUUAACAGUGGAGAACCAGACUGUGACCCAAACUUUGAGCACCCUGGAAGUUCUGUAAAAGGUGAUUGUGGUAACCCAUCCGUAGGCAUUUUCUUCUUUGUUAGCUAUAUCAUCAUAUCAUUUCUCAUUGUUGUAAAUAUGUACAUUGCUGUAAUUUUGGAAAAUUUCAGUGUUGCCACUGAAGAAAGUGCUGAACCACUGGGAGAAGAUGACUUUGAGAUGUUCUAUGAGGUUUGGGAGAAGUUUGACCCAUCUGCUUCACAGUUCAUCGAAUACGAUAAACUCUUUGAUUUUGCUGAUGCACUGGAUCCACCUCUGCGUGUGCCAAAACCAAACCACAUUCAGCUCAUCACAAUGGAUCUCCCCAUGGUAACUGGUGACAGAAUUCACUGCCUUGACAUUCUAUUUGCUUUUACAAAGCGAGUGUUGGGAGAAGGGGAAGAUAUGGACACCCUACGAUUACCAAUGGAGGAACGGUUUAUGGCGUCAAACCCAUCAAAGGUUCCCUAUGAGCCUAUUACAACUACCUUACGUCGCAAGCAAGAAGAGAUUUGUGCCAUUUCUAUACAACGUUGCUACCGGCAUUAUCGCUGUAAAAAACAAGCUAAAGCUUCUCUUGUAUACAAAAAGGAUAAAAAUAAAAAGGCAAAUAUACUAGCUAAAAAUGAGAUAAGUGAUUUCAAUAAAUACAGCGAAACCACCACUGUCAAUUCAGACAUGUCCACCUCAACAACCUCUCCACCAUCCUACGACAGUUUAGAAAAGACUCAAAAGGAAAAAUAUGAAAAAGACGAUGCAGAAAAGGAAGAAAAAAGUAAAUGUAAAAGAGGAUGUAAGAAAUAAAGUUAUGCUCUUAAUUCAUGAUGCAACUUUUAUGAAGAUCAUAGAUGAUAUUAAGGUUCACAGAUUUCUGCUUGGAGUACUAUGCCAAAUUGUCAGUUAUAUGUAUGAUGUAAGUUUAGUGCCUAUAAAACCAUAUAAAGAAGAACUUUUGUAUAAGAUCAUUACCAGGUCGAUGAACUUUGAAGUUGGAAUUCAAAUUAUGCGAUUUGUGAUCUAAUGCAAAACCUCACCUUAAUCAGAGGGUCAUUUGGGCUUAGGUGUCUGUAUAUUCUGCUGGACAAUCAGUGACUUCUGCUGCUUUUUUAAAAUUAUUCUAAAUGUGAUUCACACAUAUGAUCACCAAUCACAGAUGCAUUUUAUAGUGGUAGAAAUCUGAUUUAAUCAAUUAUGUGAAAGCAAAUGACUGAAUGAACUCGCAACAAGAUCAGGUAACAGAUGACUACAAAUCAACGUCACCAGAACACUUCUUAUUUUCUUUUUACCGAUCAUUUAAUAAUUGCAUAUGAUGUCCUAUGUACAGUAACAUGUUUAAUAUUUGUUUAUGUGCCUCUGACGUCACAAAUGGUUCUGGUUUUCAGGUUGAAGAAGUUAUACGCGUCUCUGUAAAGUGCUCUUCUGUAUAAACAAAAACAGCUAAAGAAAAACAUCCACUGAAUGCUUAUGUAAUAGAGUAUGCUAAAUAGCCAGAUACAGUCAGUUGCUCGGCUUCAUUCAGCAUUAUUAUUUGGCAAUUUAUUUUAAAUAAAAUGAAUGUCCUCUUUUGGGAAUCCCCUGUACAGCGGCUGCCUUCAUAACUGCAGCGUGCAGCAGAGAGUACAGGGCAGUGGUGGAACUAUAGAAGGUGCAGUUGGAGUGGCUGCUGUGUGGCCUGGAAGUGAGGGGGAACCGGUAAUGCUCUUGUACCGCCCCCAAGGUACCUGCAGAACUCUAGGAGGCUCUCCCACUGUACUCGCAUAAGAAGAGGCCCCAUCCCUUCUAUUCUCAGAGCAGAGCUGAAGGCCUGGGAGGAUACAAUGGGCACCUAUCUAAGUUAUGCUUUUGUUCCCAACAUGCUCUGUUCGGCCUCUGGUCCUGGGCAAACAAUUUGCUAUGUUGGUGUAGAACAUGCAGACUGAGGGGGAUGUGAAAAAAGUAGACAACCAACUAAUAUUUUUUCUAAAUAAAUAUGUUCUGUAAAAUGCCCUGCAAUGUACCUACCUACUAUGGUGGAGCUUUUAUCAGGACAGUGUAUAUACAAUGUUUUUUUUUUAACAUUUUUAUUUUUUUAAGUCAACUCAACUAUCAUGUAUUGCUCUCAAAGUUUAAACUAUUACUGGUGCAUGUAUAUAUUUGCCUUGAUGCUACUGUGUAUAAUGUCAAAGGAUUUUGCAUAUAGUGGAAAGCCAUAUUUUAAAUGAGUCAUAAUGACAUUAUACCACAGGAGGAUGUAAACUUGCAGGUAAUAUGCAUUUGUAACACUUAACUGGAUCCUACCUGAUGCAUAGCCAAAUAUAAGGGAAUAUAUUCCAACAUACUCUUUGUAAAACAGUAAAAAUACUGUUUAAAUAUAUUUCUUUGCCUUUUGUACAUAAAUUAAAAAAAAUGUUCACUGAGGAAUCUGUGUGUUGCUGACAGUGGUUGUUUCACUUAAUAACCUGGGUGGUAUCACAAGCUGAAAUUGAAGGCACUGUUAGUGGAAAAUGCAUGCAUUCUUGUGUGUCCACAUGAUACAAUAUAUAUAUAUAUAUAGAUAUAUAUACAUAAUGCACAGAAGAAUGGUCUUUAUUGCACUUGGCAGUUCAUGUGGGAAAUAAAUGUAUAAUUAACACUUAAAACACUUAAAAAGCCAUGUUAAGAAAUAUAAGAAUCAUUCAGACAUAACAUGCCUCAGUGAUGUCACUGGUUCCUGUGACUUGGUCAGGAUAAUUUCCAUGACUAUAAGGUCAGCCCACACAAUAUCUGCCUUCACUGCGUGUAACCGGCAGGAGGAUUGUUCUAACAUGACGACGCCACACCAAAGCAUUUGCUUUUUAGGAGUGUUUGUUGAAAAGAAGACACACGAUUUGUCUUUUUGUGCUUAAGAAACAGGCCUCAACCACUGAUGUGUCAUUGUGAUAUUCAUAUAUCUGUUUGUCUUCAUUUCACUUCUGUCACAUCAGUAGGAGAGGCUGGUAAUAUUGAGCGCAUAUGGACAUAUUGGUCAAGCAUAAUGGGCACUUCUCUAUGGGAGAGGUGUAUCAAAGCUUGGAGAGAAGUUAAGUGGAGAAGUUGCCGAAACAAUCUCCAGUAUCAGCUUCUUUUCAAAGACUGUGCUAGAUAAAUGAAUAAUGGUUGAAUGUAUUGGUCACCUGAUGUAGAAAAUGAUGAUGUCCUCAUGCUUUGAAUGAAUCCUAUAUAAGACUGAAUAAAUAUUACACAAUACUGAA